Daphnia carinata is the source of this 2001-nucleotide messenger RNA. Its product is annotated as ATP-dependent RNA helicase DDX55-like. Gene Ontology annotation, cellular component: nucleolus. NCBI's taxonomy places the organism in Eukaryota, Metazoa, Arthropoda, Branchiopoda, Diplostraca, Daphniidae. The record is from RefSeq and is a predicted model, not a curated record. Bases 102 to 1880 code for a protein of 592 amino acids. The transcript is spliced from 9 exons. Gene Ontology annotation, molecular function: nucleic acid binding; RNA helicase activity; ATP binding.
UUCAAAAAAGGGCGUGGCAACGCCGGCGUGAUGCAGACAAAAUACAGUCGACAUAAAUGUUUCUCCACGUGAUUUGACGAAGAAGUCGAAUCAAUGCAAAAAUGAAAACAGAUUGGCAUGAGUUGGGUGUAAAACUCAGUGAACCAAUUCUUCAGACAUUGAAAGACCUCAACUUUGUAAAGACAACACCUGUUCAAGCUGCAUGUAUACCUUUACUACUACAGAAGAAAGAUGUGUGUGCAGAAGCAGUUACGGGUUCAGGAAAAACUCUGGCAUUUAUCAUUCCCAUCCUAGAAAUUUUGCUUGCACGAUCUACACCAUUAAAGAAACAUGAUAUUGGUGCUCUUAUUAUAUCCCCAACAAGAGAAUUGGCAUCACAAAUUGAUGAAGUGUUAUCAAAGUUUUUGGUACACCUCCCCCAGUUCUCACACCUUCAAAUGAUUGGCGGUGUAAAUACUGUUGUUCAGGAUAUCAAAGAAUUUACCAGUAAAGGGGCUCACAUUAUUAUCACUACACCUGGCCGCUUCAUGGACCUUCUCACUCGUCAGAGUGACAAGAUUAACCUUGCUGGAGGUCUAAAAGCGUUGGAAAUUCUCAUAUUAGAUGAAGCUGACCGUCUUCUGGAUUUGGGAUUCCAUGCAACUCUCAACACAAUUUUGGGGUUUCUUCCAAAGCAAAGAAGGACAGGCCUUUUUUCUGCUACACAGACUCGUGAAGUUGAGUCUUUAGCUAGAGCUGGAUUGAGAAAUCCAGUGGCAGUCACAGUGAAAGAGAAGAAUUUAGGCGGUGAUGGUUCAAGAACACCGUCUUCUCUGGCUAAUUACUACAUGGUGUGCGAAGGAAAUCAGAAGUUGGCUGUCUUAAUUUCUCUAAUGAAAUCUAAAGCUCCAGGCAAAUUUAUGGUUUUCAUGUCAACGUGUGCAGCAGUUGAAUAUUUUUCUCUGCUUCUAAAACACUUUUUGCCAUCUGUUACAGUGAUGAGCAUACACGGGAAACUAAAAACGACCCGUUUCAAAAUAUUUGACAAGUUUCGAAGCCUCAAAACAACCGGUCUUUUGGUGUGCACUGACGUUAUGGCCCGCGGUAUUGAUAUUGCGGACAUUGAUUGGGUAUUUCAGUUCGACGCACCUUCAUGCGCUUCAGACUUCGUACACCGCUGCGGACGAACUGCCCGUAUCGGUAAUCGUGGAACAGCGCUAGCUUUUCUCCUGCCCAACGAAGAGCCUUACGUCCACUUCAUUGACAUCAACCAAAAAGUGAAGUUGACCCUUAUGGAGUUGCCGGACGAUCUACCGGAUAACUUGGCUGAAAUUCGAAAGAUGCAGCAAAACGACCGUGCAUUGAUGGAUAAAGCUACUAGAGCGUUUGUUUCUUAUAUUCACUCCUACGUCAAGCACGAAUGUUCUGUGCUGCUUCGAGUCAAAGAUUUAGAUUUUGGUCGGUUGGCCGUGGGUUUCGGGCUUCUGACUUUGCCAAAAAUGCCAGAGCUGAAAAAUAGGAAAACGGACUUUUUUCAGCCACUUGAUAUUGAUCUCAACACUAUUGCAUACAAAGAGAAGGCUCGGGAAAAGAUCAGACAGGAGAAAUUGGCCAUUUACCGUGAAACUGGAGUUUGGCCAACUUCGAAAGCGAAUUCCGGACCGAUGAAAAAGAGUGAGUCCUGGUCGGAGAAAAAGGCACAGAAGAGUCGCAAGAAGGAAAAGAAGAAGCUUAGGGUGGAGCAGAAGAAACGCAAACGAGCUGCCGUAGACGAAGAUGAUUGGAACGAGUUUGCCCGAGACGCUCGCCUUCUUAAGAAAUUGAAAAAGCGAAAGAUUUCGGAAAAGUCGUUCGAGAAACAGUUCAAUAAGGCGGAUGCUGAGCCUUCGGAGACAACGUGAAACUGACGCGUUUAUUUACAUAUUUGCAUCGAUAAUGUUUUUUUUUUUUGACCAAUCACAGCUACAACAGCAAACAGUUAUAACAACAAGUUUAAAAGUGAAUCAAAGAAAUGAACGUCUU